Molecule: messenger RNA, 810 nt
Organism: Menidia menidia (Atlantic silverside)
Lineage: Eukaryota; Metazoa; Chordata; Actinopteri; Atheriniformes; Atherinopsidae
Source: the annotation of a GenBank genome assembly
AUGAGUUCACAGGAAGAGGAUACCCAGGAGCCUCAGCUAGAAACUUUGCAGCAGGUAGCAGUCAGAAUAAUUCAGAGGGCCUGGAGACGAUAUGUGUCAAGGGAGAUCUUCAAGUAUUUCAAAAUGGUAAUCCUCCAUUGUGACCAGCAGAAUCCACAGACAAUCCUCAAGAGUGUCAAUCCCCGUGAGGCAGAACUGCUGGAUGCUGCCGCUGGAGUCUUCAUCAGAUUUCGACUUGGUGGGAUCACUUUCCCUCCAAAUAUUUAUUACAAGAUAUUUACCUAUCGGCCUGUUGUGGAUUUAUGCGCAACCAGCCCAAAGGGCUACACCCAGCUAGGAUGUAAGAAGGCUGUGGAUCAGAAGACCAGCUGUGGAUCUGCGACUAAGCAGGAAGACCGAUCCGGUCGGUACCAGCGAAUGGAUUACAACAGCUGGAGGCUGUUCUGUUGCAAGCUGGUGACUGUGGAUGAGCCUGCAGAGAUCGGUGCUGACAAAAAGAAGGACUUCCAUUAUUCGAGAUUGCAGCGAAAACAGGAUGUGGGCAGGUGGAGGAAAAGAAGGAAAAUCGAGUGGCUGAAGCAGAUGUAUAACCAUGGCCGCCUGCAGGCUCGUUCAGAGGACAAAAACAUGGCCACCCUGGUGGAAAACGCAGCUCAGGAAGUGAUGGACACAGUAGAUAAAAAUGGAGAUGACGAAAUACUGGAUUGGGAGCUGGACGAGCUCCUGGCCUGGACCAACACGCUCAACUUUGAGGAGUAUUUGCAGGAGUGGAAACAUCUGGCCUGCAGUCACUCAUCUGAGCUUAGCAAA